AUGCCCAAGCAAAAAUCUCAAAGUACUAUUCGAGCUCGCGCCAAAAGGACGGUUGAAAAAAACAAGAAGAACUCACUUCAUCCACUUCUCAACGCACGAGCUGCGAAGAAAGCCAAGCUGACCAAAGAAUAUGGUCUACCGGCCGAUUCGAAGUUUCUCUUCUUUAAGAAAGGAAGAAAAUAUGGCCGACCUCGAUUUCGACUUACCUAUGGUACCGUGGUAUGCCUAGAUGCCGAUACAUCCGAACUUCUUCUUAUUGCUCGUUUUAACGAGCGGAACGAAUCGAACAAAAAGUUGUUUGCGUUGUUCGAUCAUGCCAUCAGCACCGCGUACACACACUCUACGGCCCGUAAUUUGAUUGAUAUCAAUGGUGCUUCUUAUAAGGAGAAGCGUAGAUCAAGAAAGUAUGGUAAAAUGUACGCGUUUGGAAUGCGAGCAGGUUUUGAGAAAGAAUGCUUGGCUUUGACAGCUUCAUAUUCAUGGAACGAGCAAACUUCUCGUGACCUUGCCAAGAUGCAGGAAGAUCUAGAAUGUCAAGAAAAUCUACUGGAGAUUGAGAAUUUCUUCGCUGAACGAUUUUCAGGACUGUCUUCCUACGCUUUUCAAUCCAACGCCGACCUUGCUAAAGCUACAAAUGCCCCUUCCUGGGCUGGCGAAUCUUUCUAUGUCUCGCCUAAUGCCACGGUCUUUUCAUCCAACGUAACAGUAACUUUCGAUCAAUUUACCAACAAGAAGCAUAAGGACCGUGAUGCUACGGAGUAUGCCUUUGGUUUCUUCAGCUUGAUUGAUCGGAAGACUGGAGGACUUUACGAACGUGGACCUAGUGCACCAAGGGGAAAUGUAUUAGGGUCAUGUUUUGUUCUUGAUGAUUAUAAUCUUGAAGUCGAUCUGGAUGCAUGCGAUGGAGUUAUUGAACUAUUGUGGCGUACUAAGGUUCACCAUCGCACGACACCUUCAAAAACCUUCAAUGCACGAAAGGAAGUCAUCGCUCCAGAACUUGCCGAGGUAAGACGCUUUGCUUGCUCUGUUCAGAUUUCGCAAGCUUUGGUAGAUCGAAUCUCAAAAGUGUAUGAAAUGCGAGAGGGUAUGACAUCAGAGAAGUGGGUUGAGUAUCGUGAUUCAAAGCUCCAUGGCUGGGGAUUUGAGGCACGAAAGAAAAUGAAGGCACUUGCAAUUAAACAUGGAGUCUGGGAUGACAGCUUCUAA
Messenger RNA from Melampsora larici-populina 98AG31, 1206 nucleotides. RefSeq lists its product as uncharacterized. Lineage: Eukaryota; Fungi; Basidiomycota; Pucciniomycetes; Pucciniales; Melampsoraceae. The transcript is spliced from 2 exons. Bases 1 to 1206 code for a protein of 401 amino acids. The record is from RefSeq and is a predicted model, not a curated record.